GGAUUAAUCGUUAUAUCGGUAAAUUAGUUUCACUCUCUCUCUCUCUCUCGAUCUCUCGAGUUAGAAUUGAGUUUAGGCCUUUGAUUGAAAAUCCCUAAUCCUAAGGUGCUCACGGGGCUCACUCCGUUGCCUCCGAUCACCGUUGCUCAGUGACUUAGUCCUCUUCGUCGCAUCCGAGUUCGACCUCCGUCUGAGUCUGUUGCAGCUCGUGUGUUUUGUGUUUCCUCCGUUCACCGUCUUACCUGGGCUGCUCGUGAGCUACGCCGUACAAGAAGACCACGACCAUCGCAUCAAUAAACCCAAAUAGUGUUUACUCAGCUUGGUAUUGAUACAGUGGCUCUAAAAAAGCUCAGCAUUAAUAAAUCAGCACACUCAGCCAAAUCUGGUUAUCAAAAUGGACCAACAAAUUCUUGUGGAUGAAAACUUUCCACUCUUCUCCAAAUCUCAUAAACCCUCGAAAAACAACUUGCCAGCUGCCUCAACUGCUACAGCCACCACCGCUGCUGCCGCCAAAGACAUUAACUUUGAUAGCCAGCACCUUGGAAAGUUAGAUGAUACCGAUCUUGAUUACACCAAUCCCACUACUUUCGCAGAGCUUGGACUUGCGGAAUGGGCAGUGAAGACUUGCAAGGAGCUCGCAAUGCGCAAGCCUCGACGGGUGCAAUUAAAUUGCAUCCCGAAGAUUCUAGAUGGCCGCCAUGUGCUUGGCAUUGAUGAGACUGGAAGUGGUAAGACUGCGGCAUUUGCUCUACCAAUUCUUCACCGAUUGGGUGAGCAUCCUUUUGGGGUUUUUGCCUUGGUUUUGACGCCAACGAGGGAGUUGGCUUACCAACUGGCGGAGCAAUUUAGGGCAUUGGGUUCAUGCUUGCAUGUGCGGAUAGCCGUGGUGGUUGGAGGGAUGGAUAUGUUGGAACAAGCCAAGAUUUUAACAUCCAGGCCGCAUGUUGUGAUUGCCACACCAGGAAGGAUCAAGGUUUUGCUUGAGGAUAAUCCUGAUAUUCCUCGUUUUUCUAGAACUAAGUUCCUUGUAUUAGAUGAAGCAGAUCGAGUUCUUGAUGUUGGCUUUCAGGAGGAUUUGAAACUGAUCUUUCAGUGCUUACCAGAAAAUCGGCAAAACCUAUUCUUUUCAGCAACUACGACAAGUAAUCUACAGAAGCUGCGUGAGCGUUACCAAAACAAGCUCUAUGUCUAUGAGGCCUAUGAAGGCCUGAAAACAGUUGAGACGCUUAAGCAACAGAUUAUAUUUGUCCCUAACAAAGUGAAGGAGGUUUAUCUGAUGCAUAUGUUCCAAAUGGAAGAUAUGGGCAUUCGCUCUGCCAUUGUUUUUUUCUCUACAUGCAGGGAUUGUCAUCGUUUAAGUUUAAUGCUAGAAGUACUUGAUCAGGAAGCUGCAGCUCUCUAUUCAUUCAAAUCACAGGCUCAGAGACUUGAAGCACUUAAUCAAUUUAAAUCAGGAAAGGUUUCUAUACUGCUUGCAACUGAUGUUGCCAGCCGAGGUUUGGACAUUCCUACAGUUGAUCUAGUCAUCAAUUAUGAUGUCCCAAGGUUCCCUAGGGAUUAUGUUCAUCGUGUUGGCCGAACUGCAAGAGCAGGUAGAGGAGGACUGGCAGUGAGCAUUGUUACCCAGAAUGACAUUCAUCUCAUCCAUGAAGUAGAAGCUCUUCUUGAAAAGCAACUAGAGUUGGUCGAAUACAAAGAGAACGAAGUGCUUUCUCUGAUGAAAAAGGUUUUCAGCGCUAAAAAUGUGGCAGAAAUGAAAAUGUUGGAUGAUGGCUUUGAGGAGAAAGCACAAGAGCGGAAAAGGCAGAAACUGAAAAUGUUGUCAGAAAAUGGAUUAUUAAAGAAAAGGAGCAAAAAGAGGAAAAGAAAUAAAGGCCUCAAGGAAGAAGGAAUAAAACAUGAAAAGGAAGUGGAAACAUUAUCAGAUAAAGAUCACAGAAUAAAAAGAGUAAGAAGAGGAAGUGAAUUAUAAAGUUUCUGAUGAAUUAAGUGUGAAGAAAGGUGAACGCUGACAACGCUGCAAGAGUAAACGUUUCAUUGAAGAACCAAACUCGUGGCAAGUGGGAAAGAUUGGAUGCUUGGGAAAAGAACAGAAGCAGAAACUGAGAAUGCUAGUGGUGAAUGCUUCGUUGAACAAAUUGUACGGGUGAUUUAUUGAAAGACAGAUAUGUAGGGUUUUAAGAGUUGAACUUGGUAUAAUAAUCAUAGAGUAAAAUCGUGCAAAGUUAACUCUCAAAAUUUUGUAGAAUCGUUUUUUCAAAAUAGUGGGUUAUGCUAGAGUUAUUUGUUAGGCUCCCGUUGGCAUUAGGAGGAGGAAAUUCUUACAUUUUUGUAAUUAUAACUCAACAACUAUUUCUUUUUAUAUUGAUAAAAUUAAUUUUUAGUUUUU
Messenger RNA from Prosopis cineraria, 2389 nucleotides. RefSeq names its product DEAD-box ATP-dependent RNA helicase 36. Gene Ontology annotation, molecular function: ATP binding; nucleic acid binding. The record is from RefSeq and is a predicted model, not a curated record. Lineage: Eukaryota; Viridiplantae; Streptophyta; Magnoliopsida; Fabales; Fabaceae.